GACUCUGACGGGCUGUAUUCCAUCAGACUGACUCCAUUCAUCGAUCACUCGUCAACGACGCCUGCGUUGUACUUUGGCCCAAUACUGCGUAAGACUAAGCCAGGGGCCAGGCUAUCCAUAGGAAGAUACACCGAGAAGGUACGUGAGACGGCGUAUGCGCCACAGGGCUCUGAUGCUGGUGUUGUCUUCAAAUCCAAGGUUGUGUCACGUACACACGGUGAGUUCUACGUUGAUAACUAUGGGAACUGGUAUGUGAAGGACCUCAAAUCAUCAUCCGGUACCUUCCUGAACCACGUUCGUCUCUCGCCGGCAGGCAUAGAAAGUGCCGAUACACCACUUCAAAAUGGAGAUAUACUACAGUUGGGGAUGGAUUUUAGAGGCGGAAUUGAGGAUAUCUUCCGCUGUGUAAAGAUGCGUGUGGAGAUGAACAAGUCGUGGCAACGUAAGGCGAACCAGUUUAACAAAGAAGCACAUCAACGUCUGAAGACCUUGGCGAUGAUGAACGAUUCGGAACUGUCCGAAUGUGCCAUUUGUCUCUUGAAAGUGAGACCAUGCCAGGCAGUAUUCAUUAGCCCUUGUUCGCACUGCUGGCAUUACAAAUGCAUACGGCCUAUUGUCAUCAAGAGUUAUCCGCAGUUCCUAUGUCCAAACUGUAGAGAGACGUGUGAUCUCGAAGCAGAUUUGGAUGAAGAUAGCGAU
Williopsis jadinii is the source of this 699-nucleotide messenger RNA. RefSeq lists its product as uncharacterized. The transcript has a single exon. Lineage: Eukaryota; Fungi; Ascomycota; Saccharomycetes; Phaffomycetales; Wickerhamomycetaceae. The annotation marks the transcript as partial. Gene Ontology annotation, biological process: ubiquitin-dependent protein catabolic process; protein ubiquitination; negative regulation of septation initiation signaling. Gene Ontology annotation, cellular component: mitotic spindle pole body; cell division site; ubiquitin ligase complex. Gene Ontology annotation, molecular function: ubiquitin protein ligase activity; protein binding. The record is from RefSeq and is a predicted model, not a curated record.